This is a messenger RNA of Aricia agestis (brown argus), 3203 nucleotides long. It is a transcript of the gene GABA-B-R1, whose product is annotated as gamma-aminobutyric acid type B receptor subunit 1. Bases 368 to 3184 code for a protein of 938 amino acids. Gene Ontology annotation, molecular function: G protein-coupled GABA receptor activity. The record is from RefSeq and is a predicted model, not a curated record. Gene Ontology annotation, biological process: gamma-aminobutyric acid signaling pathway; G protein-coupled receptor signaling pathway. Lineage: Eukaryota; Metazoa; Arthropoda; Insecta; Lepidoptera; Lycaenidae. The transcript is spliced from 15 exons. Gene Ontology annotation, cellular component: membrane; G protein-coupled receptor heterodimeric complex.
AGCGCGCGCGGGUGCCCGUACCGCGCCAUCUUGUCGAACGGCAUUACUAAUUAAACUUUACCCCUAUUGUAACCCUCCUAACCACGAAUUGGACCGUCGAAAUAAUAAUUCAGUGCUCCCAAUUCAAAGACAGUCGAAAAUCCUAUUGAAAUCCCAGCACAGUGGACGUAUUCGUGUUAAAUUGUAGUGGCGGGAAACCGUUUGAUAUCUCGCUUGACGUGUUGUGUCCUAUGUGUACCUAGAGCGAGAGCGGCCGUCUGCCCUAGAGGGCGGUCGACAUGCUGGAUUCGCCGUGAAUCGAUAUUUUGGAGCGUUAUACAGCAAAAAUCAUGAGGUCUGGAGCUCAAUAAAGGGUAGAGGAUGGAAAAUGAGAGAGGUGAACAAUGACAAAAUGUCCCCGCCGCGAGCGAUGACCCUGCACGGCGGAGGGGGGCGCGAGCCGUCGGCGGGGCUAAAGACGCCCCUACACGACCCACCGUCGACGAGCUCCGCGACGCCCGGCCUGCUCCUCCGCUGCCGGGCGAUACUCCUGUGCGCGGCCGUGCUGCGGGUGCGUGCGAACUUUAAUCGAUCAAAAAGACCCCAAGUCAAAUUAAAAGAUGUCGUGACCGUUUUUAGUUUACGAACUAGGACAUUCGUUAUAUCGUUGUUAGUGAAUGCUGUAGUGCAAUUAUUCGUUGUUGCCAAGUGUGUGUGCGUGCGGUGGAUAGUGGUCGCGGUUCUGUUGAGCGUUUCGGGGUGGGGGGAGGCGCGGAGUGAUAAUGACCUGCACAUCGGGGGCAUAUUCCCCAUGGAGGGGGAAGGGGGCUGGCAGGGGGGGCAGGCGUGUAUGCCCGCGGCGGAGCUGGCGCUGGCCGACGUCAACGCUCGCUCCGACCUGCUCUCCGGCUUCAAGCUGCUUCUCCAUAGCAACGACAGCAAGUGCGAGCCGGGUCUGGGUGCCAGCGUGAUGUACAACCUGCUGUACAACCCGCCGCAGAAGCUGCUGCUGCUGGCCGGCUGUUCCACCGUCUGCACGACCGUCGCCGAAGCCGCCAAGAUGUGGAACUUGAUGGUUCUGUGCUACGGCGCUUCAUCUCCGGCGCUGUCGGACCGCGCGCGGUUCCCCACGCUGUUCCGUACACACCCCUCCGCGACCGUCCACAACCCCACCCGGAUCAAGCUGAUGCAGAAGUUCGGGUGGUCCCGCAUCGCCAUACUGCAGCAGGCCGAGGAGGUGUUCAUAUCGACCGUAGAAGACCUUGAGGCGCACUGCAAGAAGUCGGGCAUCGAAAUUGUGACCCGUCAGUCCUUCCUGUCGGACCCGAGCGACGCCGUCCGCAACCUGCGGCGGCAGGACGCGCGCGUCAUCGUCGGACUGUUCUACGUGGUCGCCGCCCGCAGGGUGCUGUGUGAGGUGUAUAAGCACCACCUGUAUGGAAAGUCGUACGUCUGGUUCUUUAUAGGUUGGUACGAGGACAACUGGUUCGAGACGAACCUGGAGCGCGAGGGGAUCGAGUGCACGGCGGAGCAGAUGCGCGAGGCGGCGGAGGGCCACCUCACCACGGAGGCGCUCAUGUGGAACCAGAACGCCAACCAGACCACCAUCUCCGGCAUGACUUCGGAGGACUUCCGGUCAAGACUGAACGAGGCGCUGAGAGAGGCGGGUUACGAUAUCGACGGCGAGAGGUUUCCAGAGGGCUACCAGGAGGCACCACUUGCUUAUGACGCGGUGUGGGCUGUCGCUUUAGCGUUCAACAAAACGAUGGAGAAGUUGGAAAAAAGUGGACUGAGUCUGAAGAAUUUCACGUACACGAACAAGAAAAUUGCAGAUGACAUUUACGAAGCAAUAAACUCCACGUCCUUCCUCGGCGUGUCAGGUCUAGUGGCGUUCUCGUCCCAGGGUGACAGGAUAGCGCUGACGCAGAUCGAGCAGCUGACUGACAACCACUACGUGAAGCUGGGUUACUACGACACGCAGGCUGACAACCUGACGUGGCUCGAGCGGGAGCGGUGGGUUGGUGGCAAGGUACCCCCGGACCGAACGGUCGUAGUCAACGAGUUAAGGACAGUCUCUCUAUCUCUGUUCGCGUGUAUGACCGCGCUGUGCAUCGCCGGCAUUCUGGCCGCCAUAGCGCUCAUAAUAUUCAACAUCAUGCAUCGACAUAGAAGAGUGAUCCAGUGGUCUCACCCCGCCUGCAACACCGUGAUGCUGUGCGGCUGCUGCGUGUGCUUCGGGUCGGCCAUCGCCCUGGGCGUGGACGGCAGAUGGGUCACGCCGCACCAUUACCCUGGACUUUGUGCGGCGCGCGCCUGGCUCCUGGCUACUGGCUUCUCCAUGGCAUACGGCGCCAUGUUCACCAAAGUGUGGCGGGUGCAUCGACAUACGACGAAACCUAAGCCGGAUACUAAGAAACGCAUGCACGGCUGGAAGCUGUACACGAUGGUUGGGGGUCUGCUUAUGGUGGACGUGGCUAUCCUAACGGCGUGGCAGCUGAGGGACCCCCUGCAGAGGCGGGUCGAGAUCUUCCCCCUGGAGGCGCCUAGUCAUAACGACGACGAUGUACAUAUACGACCCGAGUUGGAGCACUGCGAGAGCGAACAUAAUACCGUGUGGUUGGGCGUGAUGUACGGGUACAAAGGGCUGGUCCUCGUCUUCGGCCUGUUCCUGGCGUACGAGACGCGCUCGGUGAAGGUCCGCCAGAUCAACGACUCCCGCUACGUCGGCAUGAGCAUCUACAACGUGGUGGUGCUGUGCCUCAUCACGGCGCCGGUCACCCUGGUCAUCGCCAGUCAGCAGGACGCGGCCUUCGCGUUCGUGUCGCUCGCGAUAGUGUUCUGCUGCUUCCUGAGCAUGGCGCUGAUUUUUGUGCCGAAGGUGAUAGAGGUGAUCCGGCACCCGACGGAGCGAGUGGAGCCCCGCGGCUCGGGGUCGGGUUCCGCCCCCGCCGACGAGGAGCGCUACCGCGAGCUGGUGCAGGAGAACGAGGACCUGCAGAAACUCAUCGCCAUUAAAGAAGAGAGGAUACGCGUGCUGAAACAGAAGUUGGCUGAGAAGGAGGCGGCGGCAGCAGACGGUGUUACCCAAGGUACGGUGAUCGCAGACCUCGCCACUGCUACGUCCGACUACGGCACCUCCACCAACUACACCAGAUCCUCACGAGCCUCCGUCUCCGACCUUGACUUCUCUGAGAGCUACCUAUAAACAGAAUUGGCAAUAGUCA